Molecule: messenger RNA, 1746 nt
Organism: Entrophospora sp. SA101
Lineage: Eukaryota; Fungi; Glomeromycota; Glomeromycetes; Entrophosporales; Entrophosporaceae
Source: the annotation of a GenBank genome assembly
AUGAUAAAAUCAACAAAACAAAUUCUUUUAACUCAAUCAUUAUUAUUAUUUUUUUUGAUCGUAAAUUCAUUAUUGAUCGACGCCAAUGAAAUAAAUUAUUUGAAACCAUUGGAAUUUGAACGCGACAAUCCAAGAGUUAGGAAUAUCAUUGCAGGAUCAUUUAUUGGGGGAUGGAGUCAUUUAAGACCAUUACUAGAAAUAUCCAAUAUUUUAGUCAAACGUGGCUAUAAUGUCACGUUAGUUUCACCGGAAGAUUAUUCACCAAAGCCUGAAUAUGAAAAAAUUAAACACUAUUCUACAGGAAAAAAAUUUGUUGCAAGCGAAAUUGAUGCUUUUAAAAAAACGUUUUACACUAGAACAUCUGCCUUUGAUAUAUUUCCCAGCUUGAUUAAGCUGCAAAUUGAUAGAUAUUCAGAACAUUUGAAAGUUUAUGAAAGAGUGUCCAAUGAAGUGAACCCGGACUUGUUUUUGUGUGAUUUUGGAAAUAAUGAAGUGUGUUUUGAUGUGGCCUUGAAAUUGGGCAAACCAGCGGUUUCUGUGACAAGCUUUCUACUCGCAAUUCAGCAAGCACCCUAUCUAUCCGAUCCGGUCCAUGGUUGUAGUAUAAAUAUGGAAAAUGAAUCAUUUUUAGAAAGGUUAAAAUGUUUCGUAUUCCCAAAAAUCAAAAUGUAUCAAGCAUAUAAAACUAUCUCUUCAGAAAUGAAUGAAAAGAGAGCAGAAUCAGGUAUUCCCGAUGUUAAUGUAUUUGAAAGAUACGCGAAUAUUUUGUUUUUGAUUGAUGGAUUUUUUGGAUUUGAAGUUCCAUCAAAAUUAGCACCAAUUCAUCAGUUAAUCGGACCUAUAAUGUCAGAUACUUAUCCACCAUUAGCACCAGAAACAGAAAAAUUUCUAAAAGAACAUCCACGUACAAUGUUCGUAGCACUCGGCACAGUGGUACUUACUUCAAAAAAAACCAAUGGAAUAUUAUUGCAAUCAUUUCUUGAAGCAGUGGAGAAUAAUGUAGUUGAUGGUGUGAUUUGGGGAUUGUCAAAAGUAAAAGUUGAUUCCAUACCUGAAACCAUAACUUUAUCGAGCGGCAAAGUGUUCAACACAACAGAUAUAAUCAACAACAAACAUCCAAACAUUCAAAUUUUAUCAUUUGCACCACAAUUUUCAAUUUUGGCACAUGACAAUUGUAAAGUGUUUUUAAGUCACGUUGGGCAAAGCAGUAGCAAUGAAGCAAUGUAUAACGGUAAGCCUAUAUUGGCAUUGCCCAUUGCUUUUGAUCAAUAUGGAAAUGCAGAGAAAUUGAAAACGUUUGCUGGAACUGCUUUAACUUUAGAUAAAAUAGAUUUAACUGUUGAAGAAGUUUUAAUAAAGAUUCAAAGAUUGUUAACUGAAGAAAAAUUCAAGAUAAAUGCCGAAAAAAUGAAAUUAUUGGCAAGAAUUAACAGUAAAGGAAAAUAUAAAGCUGCCGAUUUGAUUGAAUUUGCAAUCCAUUCAAAUGAAUUAAAUCAAAAACUAAACAGCGUCAACAAUGAUAGUUUAAGUUUAAGUUUAAGAGAUGGUCAAUAUUUAAAUCAAUUUAUUUCGCCUGACACAAGAAUGGGAUUUAUCAGAGGAAAUUAUUUCGAUGUUUAUCUGACUUUGCUUGUAAUAACAUUAGUCAGUCUUGUAAUUAGUAUUUUCUUAAUUUAUAAGUUAGCUCGCUGGAUUUAUAUUAAAGAUUUAUUCAAUCUAGCGAAAAAUAAACGGAAAAGUGAAUAA